CUUCCUUAGUUAAUUUAUAUUGUGCAAAAUAAUUCAAUUCAUAAAGUCUGAUUUAAUUUCUUCAUCACUCUGAAGUUCUGGAAUUGAAAAUGAAGUUGUUCGUAAUUGCUUUGAUAUUUCUUGGAAGUGCAGCUUUAGCAACAGCUGCAGGCACUAAAGAAGAGCAACAAGCUCUCGUCGAUGCAUUACAUAACUUGGACAGUGACUACUUCGAAAAACGUGAUAUAAGUGGCGUAAGAAAAGACAUCAGAGAUAUUAUUAAAUUUAUCAAAAAAGUAUAUCCGAAUGUUGUGGCGAGUGGUGGACCUGAUGGUGUUCUGUACAGAGAAGCAGUUUUUGCUUCAAUAGCAACGAUUGCAGUUUUACCUCCCCCAGAACGAAUUCGAAAUUUACUAAACUGUGCUGGUCAAGCUAUACCCAUUACGUUUAGUUUCCCCACGGGACAAUGCCAGUUUAAAACUGCUGGCAAUUAAUAUUCAGAACAUAAUACUGAAAAAAUUUGAUCAAUUGUUUUAAAAGAGUGGUAGCGGAGAUGUAUUAUUCUUUGAAUGAAAACAUUUUCACAAUAAAAUGCUGACAAAUAAAAAUGUUUAAUUAUUAAA
Molecule: messenger RNA, 602 nt
Organism: Contarinia nasturtii (swede midge)
Lineage: Eukaryota; Metazoa; Arthropoda; Insecta; Diptera; Cecidomyiidae
Exons: 2
Coding region: 90-473 (127 amino acids)
Source: RefSeq, a predicted model, not a curated record